Messenger RNA from Desarmillaria tabescens, 1288 nucleotides. RefSeq names its product glycoside hydrolase family 16 protein. The record is from RefSeq and is a predicted model, not a curated record. Gene Ontology annotation, molecular function: hydrolase activity, hydrolyzing O-glycosyl compounds. The transcript is spliced from 6 exons. Lineage: Eukaryota; Fungi; Basidiomycota; Agaricomycetes; Agaricales; Physalacriaceae. Bases 56 to 1039 code for a protein of 327 amino acids. Gene Ontology annotation, biological process: glucan catabolic process.
CCGCUUUGGCCGUCCACCUUUGCUCGUCACUGUCGCUACCCUCUCUAUCCUAGACAUGUUUUCUCUAUUUCUUCUCGCUCUUUUCAUGACCAUUUCUAUCGUGAUUGCUGAGCCGACAUUCUACUUGACACAAGUUGUCCGAGGCAACGAUUUCUUCGAUGCAUUCAAAUGGGAGACCUUCGAUGACCCAACCCACGGACGCGUUAAUUAUGUCGACCAAGACACAGCAAAGGCUAACAAUCUUUCCUACGCAUCACCCGACAACUCAACGUUUGUCAUGCGCGCCGACUCAUCUACAGUUGUUCCAUCAUAUGCAAGAGGCAGAGAUAGUGUCCGGAUAUCUUCCUGGGCCUCACAUGCCCAGUCGCUUAUGAUUUUGGACCUCCAGCACAUGCCAGUAGGAUGCGGUACUUGGCCCGCCUUUUGGACUUUGAGCAAGGAUGGACCAUGGCCUCAAGGAGGAGAAAUCGAUAUCAUUGAAGGCGUUAAUAUGAACUGUGACAACCUCGCCUCUCUCCACACAACUGAAGACUGUACCAUGCCGGACACGCGUGCUCAACGAGGGUAUACCGUCUCCAGCGACUGUAACGCAGCCGUCAAUAGCAAUCAAGGCUGUGGGACUUCAUUCACCCAACCUUUUUCAUACGGAACCGGGUUCAACCAGAUUGGUGGAGGGUAUUUUGCUAUGUCCAAAGACGACAUUAACGGUGUCCGUGUGUGGUUUUGGCCUAGAAACAGCAGCUCUAUACCGGCAGAAGUAAUCCAACCAUCGAAUUUUGUUCAAAUCCGGACGGAUAAUUGGGGAAGUCCAGACGCGUCAUUUCCUGUCGAUAGAUGCGGAUACGACGCUCACUUUCUUGGUGAACAUAUUACUGUCUUUGAUAUCACAUUUUGCGGCGACUGGGCAGGCUCCGCUUUCGCUACCUCAGGUUGCGGUCCAAGUACCUGUGAACAGUACGUGGAGAGCACACCUGCUGCCUUUUCCGAGGCUUACUGGGAGAUAAACACUUUAUAUAUAUAUGACCGCUGCAAUGACUGAAGCACGUCAUACUUCUCGACUUCAGUUCUAGUACCAUCUUAUUUUGUCAUUCGUUUUCAAUCGAACUUGGGACUAAACGGACAAACGAACUUGUGGAUAUUACUUGCUCAAGGCAAAUACUGACGCGCAUAUACUGGGGCACUAUAUACUGUAUUAUUGCCAGCUUGAAUCGUUUGUGGAUCCCUUACUUGUUCCUAGAUUCUCUUGCUAUGGGCGGCAUUACUCUUUAAUACUGCGCUGAUAUCUGGG